AUCUCUUAUGGGCAAAGAGCUUCUCGGGCGAAGGGGCUGUUAUUUUUUGCUUCUUGGUUACAAAAAUAGAGAGUGCCAGCAAUGAGUGUCAUGUCCUGGAGGAUUCUUCGGUGGCGUUUUUGAUAUUGUUCUUCUCUUUCCCCUUGAACACUGCAGAGUGCUGACCUUAUCCUGUGGAAUUAGAGACUCUGCCACUCAGCCCCCUAUUUCGGCUGGAAGGGAGAGGUUUUUCUCCCCCUCUGUGCAGGCACUUCUGUUUGAAUGGAAGAUACAUCUUUUUGCUGAAACUCUUUUGUUGUGACAUUGCAUAAUAGGCAGUUGUCUCACCGCAGGAAAUAAAAGAAGCGAAAGGAAAUAGAUGGAAGGAAACUGUUCCCCAAAGCAAAAUUGAAGCAGGGAAGAGAACAUUAAAAUCAUUUCAAGCCCUACCCAAGAUCUAGAAGACCGCAAAUCUGCUAGCUCCAGAGGAAAAUACACCAUUAUAAAAACUCCUCAGCAGUCAGUAAACGAUGAGCUGUCGUGGUGUUUCGUCUGGAUGCAGGUGGUAAAGGAGAGCUUUGGAGGGACGUGGGGGCUCGGCCUGUAUGAUGCCUGAAGACAAAAAUGCUGGAGUCCGCAGCCCAGGUGCCUUAGCAGCAGCUCCUUUCAUUCCUAAAACUACUUACAGGAGAAUUAAGCGGUGUUUUAGUUUCCGGAAAGGUAUUUUUGGCCAGAAGCUGGAAGAUACUGUCCGGUACGAAAAGCGCUAUGGGAACCGUCUGGCUCCUAUGCUGGUGGAACAGUGUGUGGACUUUAUCCGACAGUGGGGGCUGAGGGAAGAGGGCCUUUUCCGACUGCCUGGGCAGGCUAAUCUUGUCAAGGAGCUACAGGAUGCGUUUGACUGUGGAGAGAAGCCUUCUUUUGACAGCAAUACAGAUGUGCACACAGUUGCUUCUCUCCUUAAGCUGUACCUAAGGGAACUCCCAGAACCAGUUGUACCAUAUGCAAAAUACGAAGAUUUCCUUUCCUGUGCCAAAAUGCUCAGCAAGGAGGAAGAAACGGGCCUGAAAGAACUGGUGAAGCAAGUGAAGAGCCUGCCAGUUGUCAAUUAUAAUUUGCUGAAAUACAUCUGUAGAUUCCUUGAUGAAGUCCAGUCUUAUUCAGGUGUAAACAAAAUGAGUGUGCAAAAUCUGGCUACCGUUUUUGGCCCCAACAUCCUUCGCCCCAAAGUAGAAGAUCCUCUGACUAUCAUGGAGGGUACAGUAGUAGUCCAGCAGCUCAUGUCAGUGAUGAUUAGCAAACAUGAAGAGCUCUUUCCCAAGGAUGCAGACCCUCAGGUGGGACCUGAGGUAUGCAACAACAACAAUGAAAUUCCAAAGAAAACUAAUGCAGGGCAGCUACAGAACAAAGAGAACAACAAUACCAAGGAGACGGCAGUGAGGCGCUGCUCUUGGGACAAGCCCGAGUCUCCCCAGAGGGGAAGCUUGGACAGUGAGUCUCCAACUGCCCUGCCAGGCAGCAAGACAAGUAGCCCCAGGAACAGCAUCCAGAAACUAGAUGUCACCAGAAGCCCACCACUCAUGGUGAAAAAGAAUCCUGCUUUUAAUAAAGGUAGCGGUAUAGUCACCAACGGGUCCUUCAGCAGCUCCGUGGAGGGCCCUGAGAAGAGCCAGACCUUACCAAACUGUUCCCUGCAAACCAGGAGAACGUCAUGCCUGAAAGGACCGGUGACUAAGAUGGGAACACACAGCGUGCAGAACGGAGGUGUGCGGAUGGGUGUUUCCAGCACAGAUGGGCACAGCAACACCCUCAGCAGCCGGGCCCCAGGCUGGGUACCCAAUGGCUACGUCACUCUGAGGGACAACAAGCAGAAGGAAUCUGUGAGUGAGUCAGGACAGCACAACAGGCUUUCCACCUAUGACAAUGUCCACCAGCAGUUCUCUAUGGUGAACUCUGAUGACAAGCAGAGUGUGGAUAGUGCCACCUGGUCAACGUCCUCUUGUGAGAUAUCCCUCCCUGAGAACUCCAACUCCUGUCGUUCAUCCACCACCACCUGCCCUGAGCAGGACUUUUAUGCGGGUAACUUUGAAGACUCUGUGCUGGAUGGACCACCACACGAAGACCUCUCUAACCCAGGUGACUAUGAGAACAAAAGUAACAGAAGGAGUGUGGGGGGCCAUAGCAGCCGAGCCACCAGCAGCAGCGAUAACAGUGAAACGUUUGUGGCCAACAGUUCUAACAAUCACAGUGCUUUGCACAGCCUGGUGUCCAGCUUGAAGCAAGAGAUGGCCAAGCAAAAACUAGAAUAUGAGACAAGGAUAAAAAGCUUGGAGGAGAGAAAUCUCACCCUGGAGACGGAAAUGAUGGCCCUGCAUGAAGAACUGGAUCAGGAGCGGAAGAAGUUCACAAUGGUAGAAAUCAAAAUGCGUAAUGCAGAGCGGGCAAAGGAGGAUGCAGAGAAGAGGAAUGAUAUGCUGCAGAAGGAAAUGGAGCAGUUUUUCUCUACUUUUGGAGAACUGACAGUGGAGUCUCGCAGACCGGAAAGAGGCAACACCAUCUGGAUCCAGUGAGCUUUGAAAGAGUAGAUUGUGGGACUUCAGUAAGGGCUUGGGGCUAUUGUACUGUAUCAGGUGGCUGGUCACCUGUCUGAGGCUAGUACUCAACAAAAUGUUAUAAACUCUUGAAGGAAGAAAUCGUACAGACAUUAACCACUCAUAUCUACAGCGUGUACUUAUCAAGUUAUACUCUUUGAAUGCUUCAUGAGACUACUGUCAAGUGUUACAACUGGAUAUGUGUAUAUAAAUUUAAAAAAAACACACCUUAGAGAGCAAGAGAUGUAUCUGAAGAAAUAUUUUAAUGCUAGUCUUGUAUUUAAACUGGUAAAUUGAAAUGUUGUUGCAAUCAAGCUUUAUAUAAAGGCUUUUCUCCCUUGCACUUAACAUAAUAAGCUAUUUUUGGCAUUGUGUUACCAUCAGCUUAUUUUGUAUAUCAAAUGUUUUUUCUGUUUUUGUUUUGUUACCCCUUUUGCUGGGGAGUGAAGAUAAACAGAUAUGUUAAGGUUUAUGUGUCAGUGGUUAACCCUGAUUUGCGUCGUUUCUAAAAAGACAGCAGGGUGAGAAAACAGAAGUAUUCAAUGGGGCAAAAUAAAGCAGUACUAAGUUAAUAGAA
Empidonax traillii (willow flycatcher) is the source of this 3147-nucleotide messenger RNA. RefSeq names its product Rho GTPase activating protein 24 (gene ARHGAP24). The record is from RefSeq and is a predicted model, not a curated record. Gene Ontology annotation, biological process: signal transduction; activation of GTPase activity; negative regulation of ruffle assembly. Gene Ontology annotation, cellular component: focal adhesion. Gene Ontology annotation, molecular function: GTPase activator activity. NCBI's taxonomy places the organism in Eukaryota, Metazoa, Chordata, Aves, Passeriformes, Tyrannidae. The transcript is spliced from 7 exons. Bases 585 to 2549 code for a protein of 654 amino acids.